AUGCUCCGCGGUCCUCGCUGCCUCCUCCAGGCCUCCGUAGUUCCAGCUGCGGCCCUGGCUGCGGUGCUCCUCUCCUCGCUGGCGCGCUGCUCCUUUCUGGAGUCUGGGAGCCCGGUGGCCUCACCGCUCAGCCCCUACUUCGGCACCAAGACCCGCUAUGAGGAUGUCAACCCUGGGCUGGUGCCGGACCCCGAGGCGCCGCAGCGGGACCCGAAGCUGCUGGAGGGGACCUGCACACCGCUGCAGCUGGUUGCCGUCAUCCGCCAUGGUACCCGCUACCCCACGGCCAAGCAGAUCUGCAAGUUGCGGCAGCUGCACGGGCUUCUGCAGGCCCGCCGAUCCUGCCAGACUAGCGCAUUCGACGUGGGCGCCACGCUGACCAACAGGCCGCUGUGGUACGCAGAGUGGAUGGACGGGCAGCUGGUGGAGAAGGGGCGGCAGGACAUGCAACAGCUGGCGCAGCGCCUGGCCUCGCUCUUCCCUGCGCUCUUCUGCCGCGAGAAUUUCGACCGCCUGCAGCUCGUCACCAGCUCCAAACAUCGCUGCGUAGACAGCUGCACCGCCUUCCUGCAGGGACUCUGGCAGCUCUACAAUCCCGGCCAGCUGCUGCCCAACGUCACAGACAUGGAAUGUGGACCUCCAAGAAUUGAUGAUAAACUAAUGAGGUUCUUUGAUCAUUGCAAGAAGUUUUUAGCUGAAGUGGAAAGGAAUGCCACGGCUCUUUCUCACGUAGAAGCCUUCAAAACUGGGCCAGAAAUGCAGGACAUUUUGGAAAAAGUUGCACGUAAUUUACAAGUGCCAGUAAAUGAUUUAAAUGCAGGUCUCAGUCAAUUUCCUCUCCAGUCAUCCUCCAGUUCGGUCAUGCAGAGACCCUUCUCCCGUUGCUUUCUCUCAUGGGCUACUUCAAAGACAAGGAACCCUUAA
Molecule: messenger RNA, 924 nt
Organism: Chrysochloris asiatica (Cape golden mole)
Lineage: Eukaryota; Metazoa; Chordata; Mammalia; Afrosoricida; Chrysochloridae
Product: multiple inositol polyphosphate phosphatase 1-like
Exons: 3
Coding region: 1-924 (307 amino acids)
Molecular function (GO): acid phosphatase activity; inositol phosphate phosphatase activity
Source: RefSeq, a predicted model, not a curated record